This is a messenger RNA of Pecten maximus, 2145 nucleotides long. RefSeq names its product homeobox protein aristaless-like 4. NCBI's taxonomy places the organism in Eukaryota, Metazoa, Mollusca, Bivalvia, Pectinida, Pectinidae. Gene Ontology annotation, molecular function: DNA-binding transcription factor activity, RNA polymerase II-specific; RNA polymerase II transcription regulatory region sequence-specific DNA binding. Bases 406 to 1416 code for a protein of 336 amino acids. The transcript is spliced from 4 exons. Gene Ontology annotation, biological process: regulation of transcription by RNA polymerase II. The record is from RefSeq and is a predicted model, not a curated record.
CAGCACACAUGGUCCCUCCUCCCUGCGGGGCUCCGCGUCUGUAUCCGGUGGCGAGGUAUUAUACCAUGUUGCAAUAUAAAUUCGGUACUGAUACUACCAGCUCACUUCGCCCGACAUCCAUCGGACGCUCCACAACCCAUUACUCUCAGAGAAAAAGUGAUUUCUGAUCAUAGGUACUUGUGUAUUUGAAGUACCGGCGUACUGAUCCAUUUAUAUGUGUGUGUAGGGUUUCGUAACUAGGUAUACUUUAGCUAAUUAGUACCUCUUAACACAUCGCCACAUGAAUGCUGCUGUGGUCAUCCACCAUGGUCAAACAGUAACUUCUGACCACUGAAUCUGACCAGUUCCUCUCGGGCGUUAUCCAUCAGCAUCAUUUGUAUCUUUCUUGACAAGUCUUGAUUUGGAAUGGAUUCACGCGACUACGAAGUGAAACUGGAGAAAAUGUACGGUGCUUAUGGACGUAUCCCGGACUCUUUACGGGCGUCCGUUCUGGACAACGGACCUUAUGUGGACAAUGGUCAUAAUCCUCGGACAAAUGCGGACUUUAAUCAGCAGAGUAAACCCGAAUUAUUAAAUCACCACUCCAUCGAGGGUAUACUGGCUGGUAAAGGCCGCGGAGGGGACCCUCUGUUACAGCGGCUGGAAGAUAUGGAUCAAGAUAUGAUGGAUAAUAAAGUAAUGAGGAGUUCCGAAGAGAGAGUAAAAUCAGAGCCGAACGGACAAACGAACUGUAAUAAAUCUCCGGAGGACAACAAAGUCAAAUGUAAACAAGAGUCCCCCGAUAUUAACGAUGACGGCGACGAUAAAAAAGACGAUUCCAGUGAAAGUGGCGAUCAAAAAGGGAAAAAGAGGCGAAAUAGAACAACUUUUACCAGCUUCCAAUUAGAGGAAAUGGAACGUGUGUUUCAAAAAACCCACUACCCCGAUGUCUACGCACGUGAACAACUCGCGCUUAGAUGUAACCUGACGGAGGCAAGAGUGCAGGUGUGGUUCCAGAACAGGCGAGCCAAAUGGAGGAAGAGGGAGAGAUAUGGUCAGAUCCAGACUAUGAGGGCGAUGACGACUGGGACUAAUCCUUAUGACAUGCCCCUAGGAGCUAGACACGACGCUUACUCUCAGAUUCAACACAACCCAUGGGCUGGAAACCCCCAGAUUCCGUAUACCAUGCAGAACUCCACGUGUAUGGUGACGCAUUCUAAUGUACCCAACUUCAUGGGUCUUGCACAUCCUGGACAUCUUGCAUCACAUCCGGGUGGCCCGCACCAACCUCCAACCCUGGCCCUGCACGGCGCCCAGUCGCCUCCCCUAGACCCGUGUGAGAAUGGUGAACGGAGGACGAGUAGUAUAGCCUCCCUCCGACUCAAAGCUCAUGAACACAGUGUUGCUAUGGGCAUAUUUAGUGCAUAUGGAAAAUAAACAAAGCGCCACAAGGCAUGGCAAUGUUAUUUUACUGGGUAAACAAACACGAUAAUUUUCCAGUAAUGUAAUUUGGUCAUCUCGAAUGCGUUGGCUUCGAGUGAUUGCUGGCUGGGAAUAUCCCAAGAUUGUCGAAAGGGCUAGCCGACAUGUGGCGUCCACAGCUGUAAAACGGACACUAAAGCAAACGACUGCAAUGGAACUGUGUAAAUAUAUAGUGUGGAGAUAAUAUGAAUUGUGACAGAAAGAAUUACUGAGGAUUACCGUUCUACUGAUGUUUAUAUAGAGAGAAUACCAGCGUGCUAAUACCUAGUGAUGAACGUAAUAACUAGUCGUCCAAAUCAACAUCGCGUGCAUUGUGUCGCGCGCAUGUUUACAUGAGGGAAUGCUUCACGUGCUAGGUGAUGAUAAUGACAGCACAUCUACCUGAGGUGUAAGUUACGACACAGCCCGAUAUACACAUGAAGGGCACGAGCGAAUGGACACGUGCUUAAUUUGUGCGAAGAAUGAGACUCGCAUUGCAUGUAUAUUCCCAUAACUCUUGUUUCACAUAAAAUUAAUUUCAGAAAAAACACAGCAAAUUGUGCAUUUUUUUAAUAAUUCUAGAUAUUUGUAUUUCCGUCAAUUAUGCAACGUGACCGCGUAAAUGAAUACAACUGUAAAAUGUACGUAUAUGAAUUUCAUGUGUAUUAAAGACAUUCAUAGAAUUAUGGAUAACCUAUAAAACUG